AUGCCAGAACAUCAGAAAACUGCAAUUAUUUCAGUUUAUGAUAAGACAGGUCUAUUAGACCUUGCUAAGGGGUUAACUGAGAAUAAUGUUCGUAUGCUAGCUUCCGGUGGUACGGCCCAGUUCAUUCGUGAAUCUGGUUUCCCAGUGGAUGAUAUAUCUUCUAUUACACAUGCCCCAGAGAUGUUGGGUGGUAGAGUUAAGACUUUACACCCUGCUAUUCAUGGUGGUAUCUUAGCUAGAGAUAUAGAAUCUGAUGAAGAAGAUUUAAGAGCACAAAAUAUAGAUAAAGUUGAUUUUGUCAUUUGCAAUUUAUACCCUUUCAAAGAGACAGUAGGUAAAAUAGGUGUCACAAUGGAUGAAGCAGUAGAGGAAAUUGACAUUGGUGGUGUCACACUUAUUAGAGCUGCUGCCAAGAACCAUAUCAGAGUUACUAUCCUAAGUGACCCAGAAGAUUAUGCUGUCUUUCUACAAGAAUUAUACGAAAACAAGACUGGUGAAAUAUCUAUGGAACUAAGAAAUAAACUGGCUUUGAAAGCAUUCGAACAUACUGCAGAGUAUGACUCUGUUAUAUCUGAUUUUUUCAGAAAACAAUACUCUGAAGAUGUUGCACAAUUGACUUUACGCUAUGGUUGUAAUCCUCAUCAAAAACCGGCACAAGCUUUUAUCUCUGAUCAAGAUGAAUUACCAUUCAAAGUAUUAUGCGGUGUUCCUGGCUAUAUUAAUUUACUAGAUGCAUUUAAUUCAUGGCCAUUGGUGAAAGAAUUAUCUGCUUCUUUGAAUUUACCUGCCGCUGCAUCUUUCAAACACGUUUCACCAGCUGGUGUUGCUGUAGGGUUACCAUUAACAGAGAUUGAAAAACAAAUUUAUUUCGUCAAUGAUAUUGAAAACUUAUCACCCUUGGCAUGUGCUUAUGCUAGAGCUCGUGGUGCCGAUAGAAUGUCCUCAUUUGGAGACUUCAUUGCGUUAUCUAACAGAGUUGAUAUUUCUACUGCUCAAAUUAUUGCCAAGGAGGUAUCCGAUGGUGUUGUUGCACCUGGUUAUGAACCGGAAGCUUUAGAGAUUUUAAGAAAGAAGAAAAAUGGUAAAUAUUGUAUCUUACAAAUAGAUCCAAAUUAUGUUCCUGCACCAAUAGAAACAAGACAAGUCUUUGGUAUAUCUUUACAACAAAAGAGAAACGAUGCAAUUAUUAACAAAUCAUCUUUUAAAGAAAUUGUUUCUCAAAACAGAGAUUUGACAGAUCAAGCAAUCAUAGAUUUAACAGUUGCUACAUUAGCUUUAAAAUAUACACAGUCAAACUCCGUAUGUUAUGCUAAGAAUGGUAUGGCAAUCGGUUUAGGUGCCGGCCAACAAUCUAGAAUCCACUGUACAAGAUUAGCUGGUGACAAAGCUGACAAUUGGUGGUUAAGACAACAUCCAAUUGUAUUAGGUUUCAAAUGGGCCAAAGGUGUAAAGAGACCUGAAAAGUCUAAUGCUAUUGAUUUAUUUGUAACUAAUCAAAUCCCAGAGGAUGGUCCUGAAAAAGAUGAGUACGAAUCUAAAUUUGAAGAAUUACCAACCCCAUUAACUAAAGAGGAAAGAAAAGAAUGGUUAUCUAAAUUAAAUAAUGUUUCCUUAUCAUCUGAUGCAUUUUUCCCAUUCCCAGAUAACGUCUAUAGAGCAGUUAGAUCUGGUGUGAAAUAUAUUGCUGCACCAACUGGUUCAAUGAUGGAUAAAUCUGUCCUUGCUGCUGCUGACUCAUUCGAUGUGGUUUAUGUUGAGAAUCCAAUUCGUUUAUUCCACCAUUAA
Molecule: messenger RNA, 1785 nt
Organism: Maudiozyma saulgeensis
Lineage: Eukaryota; Fungi; Ascomycota; Saccharomycetes; Saccharomycetales; Saccharomycetaceae
Source: the annotation of a GenBank genome assembly